AAAAACAUUCAAAAAAUAAUCAACACUCGAUCUGUCAAGCUGUAUAAAAUUUAAUAAUUGUUAGUUGGACCAUAAUCAAGACAUUUUCCCUGCUCUCAGAAAUAUGUACAAAAAACCAUCUAGUCCUUUAUAUGCCAAUGUUUCUGGAGUAAAGUACAAGAGUGAAGAGUUGACUCCCCAGAAUGAACCCACUUACUACAAUACAGUAACAAAAAUAAUGCCACAACCUUCUCAGGGCAUUUAUAGCAAUGUGAACUACCAUGAAAAGUCCAACAACAUAUAUUCUAACAUUGCUGAAACGAGCAAACCAGCUUAUAAAAAUACUCAAUAUCCAUUAUAUGACAAUCUAAAACCAUUAGCUAAAGAUAACAUACAUUGCCCUCCAUCUCCAGUGAGUUCAAGUUACUCUGAACUUCAAAAAGCAGUUAGUUACGAAGAUGAUGCUAAAGAUUUUGAUAAUUCUUCUUCUCAAGCAUCAAAAAUGUAUGAAUCAAUCUAUGAGCCUAUUAAUGCUGUCCGUCCACCUAGUGAAUUAUCAUCAACAUAUUCAAUGAGCAGUCUUUCACAAUCCAUUACUACUCGUGAACAUGAAACCGAAGUUGAUUCUUUAACUGAUCUCCUUGUAAAUUCAAUGUCUGUCAAUGAUGGUAAAAAAAGUUCGGACAGUAAUGCAAGCUCUUUAGAUUGGAAUUGUACUAAAUGCAAUGAAAAAGUAAUGGAAGARGGUCUUGGCUGCACAGCCAUGGGUAAUAUUUAUCAUAUAAAAUGUUUUACCUGUACCCAUUGUGGAGAUCAAUUAGAAGGAAAACCAUUUUAUCACAUUGAUAACAAACCAUAUUGUGAAGAGGGUUAUUUGGAUAACCUCUGA
Diuraphis noxia (Russian wheat aphid) is the source of this 868-nucleotide messenger RNA. It is a transcript of the gene Zyx, whose product is annotated as lipoma-preferred partner zyxin. Gene Ontology annotation, cellular component: stress fiber; focal adhesion. The record is from RefSeq and is a predicted model, not a curated record. Gene Ontology annotation, biological process: cell-cell adhesion. NCBI's taxonomy places the organism in Eukaryota, Metazoa, Arthropoda, Insecta, Hemiptera, Aphididae.